This is a messenger RNA of Ochlerotatus camptorhynchus, 2063 nucleotides long. RefSeq lists its product as uncharacterized. Lineage: Eukaryota; Metazoa; Arthropoda; Insecta; Diptera; Culicidae. The transcript is spliced from 2 exons. The record is from RefSeq and is a predicted model, not a curated record. Bases 851 to 1372 code for a protein of 173 amino acids.
GUGCUGCUGGAUGCUGCAAAAGUGUUAUCUCCGCUUCGUUUGCAGCAUCUCCUCUUCGUCGUCCCAUAUCAUCCCGUGUAUAGUGAGUGCAGGGAGAAAACGAGAGCGCGUACCAAAUAAGUAUUCCAGAAAGAAAAAUAAUAAAACAACACACAUACGCGCGCGCGACCUACAGAGGGAACCAGACGUUCGUUGUUUGUUCGCUGUUUUGUGGGCUCUGGCUCUCCCCUCCCGUCGUGUCGUCCUCAUCCCGUAUGCGGUAAUGUAGAGGAAGAAAAAUAAUAAGUGCUCCCCAUAAGUAGUAUGUAGAGUAGAUUGCAUUAGAAGAGUAAGUUCGUGUUGUGCGAUUCGAUUCAAAACAAAGCAAAUGAAAUUAUAAUAAAAAUGAAUAUGAUAAUGCAGUGCCAGCGACAGCUCUGCUGAAAAUCUAUUAGUGGAAAAAACCUGAUCCCCAAAGCACCCGAUUCGGUUGUGAGCCACAGAUCUAGCUACUACUAGAAAGGGAUCAAAACUCGGUCACCACCGUGUUGUUAGCUUCUAAUCAAUUAUCAGUCCCAGUCAAUUACGCUGCAGUGCAGCCUGGCUCUUGACGUAGGCAAGACUUACAACAGCACAACAGUGACAAGGUACAGUUACUUUCCGGAGAGCUGUGGUUUACAAACAACACCAGAAAGGCAGCUGAGCAGAGGGUGACAAAAAGUCUUCAAAGCAACAAAACCGGACUGAUUGGUUCGUACGGUCCCGAUAGUGUCGUCUGCGUGGCGGUGGGUUUCCCAAAACCAACUGGGAACGGGUGCGUGGCAGCAGCCUACGGGGGCAAAACACAGCACACAAACACUCUAGUCGAAAUAUGUCAUCCGGAGCAGGAGGAGGAGUACUCGGAGGCGGUCAAAAUCUGACGGCGGACCGAGAGUUCCGAUACAUUGUACAGUGGUUCACGGAAUGGAGUGACUUCCAGCGGGAGGACUUUGUGCCGAUACUGGCUUCCUAUCUGGCCAAGGGAAAUCCCGGUGGACCGGCGUACGUUAAUGGGAUCAUCGGUGGAAUGGCCAGUGUUAGCGGACAGGACAAACCGAUGAGCCUGUUCCAGUGUAGGGUCAAACUUUUCAACGAAUGGUCAGCCAAAUGGCCAGAAUCCAAUGGCGAUAAAUUACUGGAACGACUCGCCGAAAUUGAUCCCGACUUUGCGCAGCAAAUCCAGCAGGAACUUUCCGGUGAGCCGAAAAUCGUCGACCAUGAACCCACCUUGGAAUACGAGAAUGGCGAUCCGGCAAGCAUGGGUUUCAAUUCCUCCUGCCCAGCGGAACAAACGACAGCCACCAUCACCACCAACACCAUCGAGCCCAUCGUGCUGGUUAUUGGAGAAGACUAAAUCAAACUUGAGUACCAUGAAAUUGUUCUACAUUCCUUCCUUCCUUUUGCAUCUCGCCCGAGUGGGGAAAAGGAAGCACGCACUGAGAAUCCAUAUCUUGUUUUUUUUAAAGACUUAGCUACUUGAUAUUUAUUUUUGCCACUAGCAUUCCGCGUAGCUCUUUCUAUUUAAACAGAAAAAGAAGCGAAUAUUUAAUUAAUUUAUUGCAACUGAUUAGCAUUAGCAUCGAAGAAAUCUCCCCCAGUCCCACCACAGAGUUUUCCCUGUUUUUCGCCACUAUUGAAAUAGCUAUUUAACAGACUACAACUAAACUAGAUUACGGACGACGACAAAUCAAAAAACAGAAAACAAACCAGAACCGAGAUCUAGCGAUACGUGUAGUAUUUAUCAACGCGGUAGUAGUUGUUAAGAAUCUAAAAGCAAUUAUGAAUUUGCCAUAAUGAAGAAAAAAAGUUCUCAAUUACUAGAACGUAUGUAUUUAGCCAGGAAACUAGAAUAACCCCAUUGGUCCUACAAGGAAGCGAAAAAAAAGUAUAAAUAUUGAGGUUUAUUAUUCUGAAAGUAUGAAACAUUUUAAGGCUAGCAACGGAGGAUGUAACAAUGCAGUAACUGCAUAAAUUACAUUCCUACAUUCGACACAACUGAAGUGUAAAGAGUUGAGAAAAAGAAUAAAUAAAAAUGCAAAAAAAAA